Molecule: messenger RNA, 3147 nt
Organism: Numida meleagris (helmeted guineafowl)
Lineage: Eukaryota; Metazoa; Chordata; Aves; Galliformes; Numididae
Gene: SLC35E3
Product: solute carrier family 35 member E3
Exons: 5
Coding region: 43-972 (309 amino acids)
Cellular component (GO): Golgi apparatus
Molecular function (GO): antiporter activity; nucleotide-sugar transmembrane transporter activity
Source: RefSeq, a predicted model, not a curated record
CGCGGCGUGCCGUGGCGUGAGGUGCCGCGCGGUGCCGGCGGCAUGGGCUGGAUGCCGGCGCAGGGGCGGCUGGCGGCGGGGCUGCUGGUGAACCUGGCCGCCUCCAUCUGCAUCGUCUUCCUGAACAAGUGGCUGUACGUGCGGCUGGGCUUCCCCAACCUCAGCCUGACGCUGGUGCACUUCGCCAUCACCUGGCUCGGCCUCUACCUCUGCCAGGCGCUCGGCGCCUUCGCCCCCAAGAGCCUGCGGGCCGCCCAGGUGCUGCCGCUGGCGCUCAGCUUCUGCGGCUUCGUCGUCUUCACCAACCUCUCGCUGCAGAGCAACACCAUCGGCACCUACCAGCUGGCCAAGGCCAUGACCACGCCGGUCAUCGUGCUCAUCCAGAGCCUAGCGUACGGCAAGAGCUUCCCGCUCCGCAUCAAGCUCACCCUGGUGCCCAUCACGCUCGGCGUCUUCCUCAACUCCUACUACGACGUGAAGUUCAACGCCCUCGGCACGGUGUUCGCCACGCUGGGCGUCCUGGUCACCUCGCUCUACCAAGUGUGGGUCGGAGCGAAGCAGCAUGAGUUGCAGGUAAACUCCAUGCAGUUGCUGUACUAUCAGGCACCCAUGUCCUCGGCCAUGCUGCUGUUCAUCAUUCCCUUCUUUGAGCCAGUCUUUGGAGAAGGGGGCAUAUUUGGGCCCUGGACGCUUUCUGCUGUGAUAAUGGUGCUGCUGUCUGGUGUGAUAGCCUUUAUGGUAAACUUGUCCAUUUACUGGAUCAUUGGAAAUACGUCGCCUGUCACAUACAACAUGUUCGGACACUUCAAGUUCUGCAUCACGCUGCUGGGAGGGUGCCUCUUGUUUAAGGACCCCCUGUCUGUUAACCAAGGCCUUGGCAUUCUGUGCACGUUGUUUGGCAUCUUAGCCUACACACACUUCAAGCUUAGCGAGCAGGAAAGCAGUAAGAGUAAAUUGGUUCAGCGUCCAUAAAGCAGGGUUUUCUGGAGGUUACUAUGUUACGUUGUGGGGGACAACGGGUAUUUAAAUCUGCAUUGAUUUUAGAAUGCACAGAAUUGCCCCAUUCAUUUCGAGCGGUGGUUUUCAUUUAACUGCCAGGAUCGUUAUUCUGUAACUAAAACAAACAAGCUGAAUGAUGUGAAAUGUCAGAGUUUUCCUAUCUCACUCUGUCUGAUCAUCUUCAUUACAUUACAUUACAAAUGGUAACUUAACAAAGAAGCUGGCACGCUUCAAACUGCUGUGGAAAUAUUACUAAAGUCAUUAUAUAUUUUGCAUACUACGUGAGAUGGUGGUGGCUACUGCUAUGAGAGAGGGAAGUAAUCUCACCUUUGUGAUCAUGUCCAUGUUGUGGUUGUGAAGAAACUCGGAGGCACUGUAAUGCAGAUGUUCUGGCUCUUACGCUUCCUCCCUUUUGUCUGGUAGGUGACAGAGAGCAAAGGUACUUCGUUUUGUUGUUGUAAUGAGGGCUCCGAGCUCGUUCCUAUUUCUUAUAUGCUUGACUUGAAUACGUUGAUAAAUUAGGUAAAAUUUCUGGUGGAGGGAGACAGACUAGAGGAGACACUGGAAAACUUGAAGCCCCAGGCCAAGCUGUAGAUAAACAGGAGAAGAGAUCUAAGCAGUUACCUUCGGUUCUUCUUUUAAUCUAUCAGGGCGUCGACUCAUUCAUUAGGUUUUUUAGAAAACCUGUUAGCGCUUCGCAGUUUUCUCUUUGCCAAAACCAAGGCUUGACUUGAGAUUGCGAGCCUAUGAAAAUCUCUGGUUUCACGGUGGCCGCCAAAUACUUAGCAGCCCGUGCUCUGGGCAGCCAUGCUCAGAAUACCCGUGGAGAAACGUUGCCAAGGGUGGCUGUCUGCGGCAAGCGGGGGCUGCUGGGCUCCCCUCCCUCGCCCCGCGUGAGUCACGUUCUUCGGGGUCUGCGCCCCGCCACACUCCUUGUUCCGAGGUACGGCCCGGGCACACAAGCCCCUAAGUGCUGUGAGGCCUGCUUUGGGAUUGGGGGUUCUGUGCUAAUUCGGGAACGCUUUGGAAAUGACUUUGUGCCAGUACCAAGCGCUGAUAUGACAGCAUGGGAGGAAGAAGUUGAGUGCCGUUCUAUUUUAAGUAUGAAAGAAAAAAUAAACGUGCUCGGUAAAUCUGGUGAAAACAUAUGUUCUCUAGAUUUGCAAGGUUAGAAUUGAUUUGCAGUAUCUUACUUCUUACAUUUUGGGGUUUAUUUCGUCUUCAUCUACCUCUAGCAGAUUUAAAGAGGGAAAUGACACAAACAUAAACAGGUAUGGAAGUUUACAGCCGUGGAGAGAAAUAUUUAGUUCCUAGGAGCUCAGUCUUUGUGUAAGAAGCAAUGCACAUCUUCUGAAGCAUAUAAAUGACUUAUUCUGUUACACAGUUCUCCAUUUUAGAAAAAAUUACUGCUCUGUGUAACCUGAGUUUGCACUGCAACACUCCGUAACGUUUCAGAGUUAGAACUACCUGAGUAACUUUACAUCUCUGCUAACUGUGUCGUAGACGUUGUACUUGUCCAAGGAUAAUUUUUUGUAUACUUUUUUGUAAUUCUAUAAUUAGUUUAAAAAUAGAGCCUGGACUGCUGAGAGAUGUGUUCGGGCAGGGCAGUCUCUGGAUGCGCAUCUCUCAGUACAUACUCUGAGAAAGCCAUUUGCAUUAAUUUGUGCUGUGCACAAGUUCUUCUAAAACGUAGACAGGCCACAAAGACUCCUACGGUUUGGGAAUGGCGACGGAAUUAGAACUCUGUGUGACAGCAGCGUGUGAGGUGGGACUGAUGUACAUAUCAAGUGGCAGAAUGAACAAAAGAAAAUGCUUGCAAAUACGAAAGACUCUGCAGGGAGAGGAGCAGAUCCACAGGAGAAAGUGAAUGGUAUUGUGUAAAAUGGAACUCUGCAAAUGCUGCCUGAUUCUGGAACGUAUCAGCCAUGUCGGUCACCUACGUGACGUGAUAUUUUCCAUAUGCUCAAGAACUCUCCCUUGAGAUGUACCUAUUGUCCCUAACUAAUGAAGUAUCUUGAACUACUUCUUUGUCAUAUGAUUCAAAAUGUUAACUGCGGGAAGCUUGUGUAAUUGCUGGAUAAAUGAUCUCUUUAUAUGUGUUGUUUCUUUGGAUGCCAUGUGUAAGGUGGAAAUAAAUUUUUAACACGA